AUGGCGCCCAGGGACCUGAUGGGAGCUGCUGAGGAUCUGGCAGACCAGUUCCUCCGAGUUACAAAGCGGUAUUUGCCUCAUCUAGCCCACCUGUGCCUGAUCAGCACCUUCCUGGAAGACGGCCUUCGUAUGUGGCUCCAAUGGAACGAGCAGCGGGAUUACAUCAACAUGUCAUGGGGUUGCGGGAUGUUCCUGACCACCGUCUUCGUCCUUGUUAAUAUGUUCGGACAGCUUGCUGGAUGUGUCCUUGUCCUCACUAGGAAAUUUGUACCAUAUGCUUGCCUUGGCCUCUUCAUGAUCAUCGUCCUCCAGACCAUUGUGUACAACAUCCUUUGGGAUCUGAAGUUUCUCAUGAGAAACCUGGCAUUGGGUGGCGGUCUCCUCCUGUUACUGGCGGAGUCUCGUUCUGAAGGAAAGUCCAUGUUUGCCGGGGUACCCAGCGCAGGGGAGAGGUCGCCGCGUCAGUACAUGCAGCUAGGAGGUCGCAUACUGCUCAUCCUGAUGUUCAUGACCUUGCUCCGAUACCAUGGCGGCGUAUUUGAAAUGUGUCAGAAUAUCUUCGGCCUGACUCUUAUCAUCUUGGUUGCGAUUGGCUUUAAGACCAAGCUGGCAGCUUUGACUCUGGUCUUUUCGCUCAUGGGCAUCAACGUCAUCCAGAAUGCCUUCUGGACGGUGCCAUCUUACCGCCCACUCCACGACUUCCUGAAGUACGACUUCUUCCAGACCCUCUCCGUAGUUGGUGGGCUGCUGCUGGUCGUGGCACUGGGACCUGGCGGCGUGUCCAUGGAUGAGCAUAAGAAGAAGUGGUGA
Messenger RNA from Staurois parvus, 810 nucleotides. Lineage: Eukaryota; Metazoa; Chordata; Amphibia; Anura; Ranidae. The record is from the annotation of a GenBank genome assembly.